Messenger RNA from Camelina sativa (false flax), 1692 nucleotides. Its product is annotated as root phototropism protein 3. The record is from RefSeq and is a predicted model, not a curated record. Lineage: Eukaryota; Viridiplantae; Streptophyta; Magnoliopsida; Brassicales; Brassicaceae.
AAACUAAAUUGCUUACACACUCCAUAAAACUAAGUACAAAGUAACCCCACUUUUACACACACAUACACUACACAACUUCCACCGUGAUAAGACCAAAGACAUGGUGGACAAAACAUCUUCGCCGGAGUCUGCCACCAUCUCCACCAAAUCUCCGUCAAACUCCACCGGAAAAAUAGAGUGUUCUUUGUUCGACGAUGGUUGCAUUCUUGACAUUGAUUAUUUCGUUAACACCAUCGCCGGAAUCAAAUCCAAAGGUGUUCGUCCUGAUCUCAUCGGCUCCAUCAUCGUUCAUUACGCUUCCACGUGGCUUCCUGACCUCUCAGACGUAGUCCAAAACCCUGAUGAUCCGCAACCGCAACAGCAAUCAGAGAGCUUCUCUGUUACUGCCUUCGUCAUGAAGAAACGUUUCUUAGUCGAAACACUAAUCGGAAUCAUCCCACCGGAGAAAGAUUCCGUUCCUUGUAACUUCCUCCUUCGUCUUCUCAGAACUGCCAACAUGGUCGGAGCAGAUUCAAAUUACAAGACCGAGCUCGAGGCUAAGAUUUCAUGGCAGCUUGACCAAGCUUCCCUCAAGGAGCUAAUGAUACCUUCGUUUAGUCACACAUGCGGGACAUUGCUUGACGUUGAGCUCGUGACUCGGUUGGUUAAGAAAUUUACGGGACUAGACUACGAAGGAGUCAAAUCUGGUGCUUCCCUUGUUAAAGUAGCGAAGCUCGUGGACUCUUACUUAGCCGAAGCCGCUUUAGAUGGUGAUUUAAGCCUCCCGGAGUUUAUGUCUCUCGCCGAAGCUCUCCCUUACCAUGCUCGUGCAAAUGAAGAUGGGUUAUACCGAGCAAUUGACACUUAUCUCAAGGCACAUCCUAAAGUGACAAAGCAAGAAAGGAAGAGACUUUGUGGACUAAUAGACAGCAAGAAGCUAUCAAUGGAGGCAUCUCUUCACGCUGCACAGAACGAUCGUUUACCGGUUAGAACUAUUCUACAAGUUCUGUUCUCUGAGCAGACAAAGCUGAGUCAUCGCAGCAACAACAACAUUGACUGGAGUGGCUCAUCGUUCAGUGGCGUUAGGAGCAGCCCUAACCCUUCUGGUUCACACUACUCAGAGUCUGGUCCUGCGCGGUGCAUGUCCAAACGUGAGAUAAAUGUUCAGCACGCAGAGAUAAGAAGGUUGAGAGAGGAUAUGGCAAACCUGAAAAGCCAGUGUGAAGCGAUGCAAACGCAGUUACAUAAGCUUAUUGAGAAGAAAGGUACGUGUACUAGUGGUAAGAAAGGGUUUUUUAGGUGGACGAAGUUGGGAUUUAGGAGCGGUUUAAGUGUAAGCGUUGUGGAAAAUACAAAUGGUGAUCAAGAGUUUGGUGGUAAUGGAGAAGAUGAUGAGUUUGAGUAUGUGACUCAGACUCCUGGUAAUAUGAAGACGAAGCUUGUUAAAGGAAGAACACCUUCUAGGUGGAGAAAUUCUAUGUCUUGAUGAAAAUUAAACAGUCUUUAUCGUCUGUAGUUAUUUCUAUUGUUGUUGUUUUAGUCCUUGUUUCUUAAACCUAACUCUUCGUACAUUUUUGGUAAGGUCAUAUAAUAAAGUCAUAUCGAUGGCUUGUGGGUCAAGUUUCUUAAAUGGUUUUAUCUUCACUGAAACUCUCUUCGAUUCUUGUACAUCUAUGUAGUUUCUCUGUUAUAUCAUAAUCACCUAAUUUCUUA